Amaranthus tricolor (Joseph's coat) is the source of this 458-nucleotide messenger RNA. RefSeq lists its product as uncharacterized. Lineage: Eukaryota; Viridiplantae; Streptophyta; Magnoliopsida; Caryophyllales; Amaranthaceae. The transcript has 3 exons. The coding region runs from base 20 to 388 and encodes 122 amino acids. The record is from RefSeq and is a predicted model, not a curated record.
AAUAGUAUGGUUGGUGUGUAUGGUGGUGACGGCCGUGAUUGUCGGAAAUGGAAGGAUGUGUUCGGCUUUGGACAUGGAUGAAGUGGCUGACGCUGUUUGUCCAAAGAUUUAUGAAAAUGAAAUUAUCUCCGGAAAAUGUAUGGACAACCAAGACAACGAAGAAGGCGUACAAAAUUUGAUGGAUGAAACCAAAGACAUUUCAUCUGAUGUAAAGAAGUAUUCAUCGAGAGAAGACAAUAAUAAUGUAAAAGAGAUUUAUAACGAAGCAAAACAGAAAGUAGAGGAAGUCAAAAAUGGUUAUAGUGAAGAAGCCAAGGCCAAGCAUGAGGCUGCCAAAGAGAAAGAUUCAGAUGCUGUUGGUGAGGUCGGUGCUAAAAUGCGCCAAUAAGCACAUGUCUUUGUCAUGAAUGUGAUAUAUGUACUUCUAAAUUAGGAAUGAGGAAUAAAUUUUUGUUAGU